Messenger RNA from Cyclopterus lumpus (lumpfish), 2782 nucleotides. It is a transcript of the gene sncgb, whose product is annotated as synuclein, gamma b (breast cancer-specific protein 1). NCBI's taxonomy places the organism in Eukaryota, Metazoa, Chordata, Actinopteri, Perciformes, Cyclopteridae. Bases 400 to 741 code for a protein of 113 amino acids. Gene Ontology annotation, cellular component: cytoplasm; neuronal cell body; axon terminus. The transcript is spliced from 5 exons. The record is from RefSeq and is a predicted model, not a curated record. Gene Ontology annotation, molecular function: cuprous ion binding. Gene Ontology annotation, biological process: synapse organization; chemical synaptic transmission; synaptic vesicle endocytosis.
GCAAACGGCAAACCGGAGGAUGCACUAAGCAUGAGUGAGAAUCCUCCGGAGAAAGAUGGAUGACGGGUGGAGGUGUGGCCGAGCCGCGGGCUUGCAGCAUGACUUGAAAAUGCUGCAGCAUCCGGCCGUCCCUCCUCCUCCUCCUCCUCCUCUUCUCUCCAUCUUGUGCAUACCGGCUGUUUCCUCCCCCCCUCUUUCUCUCAGUCUGCGUGCUGUAGUCCUGCUGUGCGGUCCUCUCAGCCCUCUGUAGUAGCACCAAAGGGAGGAGGAGCCACCAGCACACACACACGCAUAUCACACAGACACACACACCCUCUCACAUCAUCUCUUCUGCACGCUCGCUGUAAUCACCAGCCAGGCCCGUUUGGAGCAGGGGAGCCUAGCCGAUUGUCGCCCAGGAUGGAUGUACUGAUGAAGGGGUUCUCCAUGGCCAAGGAGGGGGUGGUGGCCGCUGCAGAGAAGACCAAAGCAGGCAUGGAGGAGGCAGCAGCCAAGACCAAGGAAGGGGUGAUGUAUGUAGGCAGUAAGACAAAGGAGGGAGUUGUGUCAUCAGUAAACACAGUGGCCAACAGGACCGUGGAUCAGGCCAACAUCGUCGGGGACACGGCGGUUGCCGGGGCGAAUGAAGUGUCACAGGCAACCGUGGAGGGGGUCGAGAAUGUCGCCGCGUCGACCGGGAUGGUCAACCAGGGAGAAUAUGGGGGAAUGGAGCAGGGUGGAGGAGGAGGAGAGGGGUAUUAGUCGUCAGCAGGACCUUCCCUCCCGUGCUCUUCGGCGUCCCCUCGCUCCCCUGACCUCGCUGUACCAGACUUCAGAUGUUCAACUUAUUUUUUUGUGACUUUACAGAACCAAAAUCAACUAAAACAGACUCUUCCGGAUGCCGCACCUAUGCCACUUCCCCCCCCCCCCCCCCCCCCCCCUUUGUGAUCUCCGUGAUGCCUCUCCUCAGCAGCUCUCUGCCACAUGUCCUCACGCUGACUUCUCCCCCCUGAUUUCCUGCAGCCUGUAGCUUUUCCUCCACUGCCCGCCUUGCCCUCGCCUCACCUGUGUUAGUGUCGUUCCUGAUAUGAACCCUGGUGUUGUUACAGUCCCUACGCCUACCAACCAAUAGGGAAACCUCACACACAAACACACGCACACACACACACACGCGUACACAAAGACACACCUUCAUUUGACACAUGCAUGAUACGCACAUACACUACAUACCAAUGCCAGCACAGACGCACAUACUGGGCACACAUGUUAAUUGUAGGAUAUUUUGGUUGUAUAAAUAAAGUUACGCCUCUGCAGUUCACAACAAUAACAAUAACUCACCAAGUGACUGAGGCAGGGUAUGAGAGGUUGUGUGAUCUGCUUUCUGUGUGCCUGUGUGUUCAUGUUAACUUAUAUACGUGUGUGUGCAUGUGUCAAAUAAAUCUCCAGAGGCUUGUGCAGGGAAUCGUGCAUUGAGGACAGAUAUCAUUCUGUUUUGUGUGCAGUAGUUAGUUCGUUAUUUGGCUACAGUAGACUGCAUGAACAGAUGUGUAGAAUGACUUGUCUCGUGUGGUAACUAUAGAGUAGCAGGUGUUCUGUGUCGCUUUGUAUGGCUUCGUGUGUGUUUGGCCUCAACGUUUAGAAACAGGGUUUUUAACCAGGAAGCAAUACCCGAUGCUCAUUUUUCCUCAGCUGUUAGAGCGGAAACUUGAAUUGUGUUCAUGUGUUUGUUGCAUGAGAAAACAAGAGCAGUUGUUCCACAAGUUAUUGCAAACACUAGCUGAAUUUCUGGUGAAAUGAGCUGACCAUGCUCAACAAUACAAUUGAAAUAAUUCCAUUUGAUGGCAAUAAAAAAAAGAAAACAUCUCGGGUUUGAAUAUUUCCCUCAAUGUAAAAACGUCAAAUAGCUUCGAUGAAGAGUUCAAACAAGCUGAUAGAGAAUAUAUACACGUCCGACGAUUCUUUUCAAAUGUUAAGCUAUUAAAAGGGAAAUUUAAAAGGGAAACCUGGAAAACAAAAGGUUUUCAGGGACUUUGGAGCAGCUGAUACUGAUCACCUCUUGUCAUCGUGUAGUUGCUUUUUAGUCUUUGUGAAACUGAUUUGCAUGCCAUCAGGAGAAACAACGCCGUGUGAACAUUAGUCUCUUAGUUAUUUCUGUGAUAAAUAACAUUGAGUCAGUGAGGGAAUCGAUACUCGAAGAGAAUGAAGGUUUGGGUUUUAUCAAGUAUUACCUUUAUGUGUAGUCCUGUGUAUAGCUUGAUUUUUGGGAUGUGUACUUGUUUUUAGGGUAGUUGUUUCAUAUUUCACACUAACUAGUCUGAACCCUGGCUGUUCUGAAGAUCCCGCCCAUCAACGGUCUCAGCCAAUCAGAGGAUUCCCUUCUCCUCUCAGUCAGUGUGAUGCCACCUUUCACUGCUCAUCUGCCCGGCAUCAGUGUGUGUGUGUGUGUGUGUGUGUGUGUGUGUGUGUAUGCACUGUAUGUGUGUGGGUGUGUUGCGUUAACAUAUACCGGUUCAGCCAGCAAAGUGUGUGCGUGUGUUUGUGUCUGGAGCAGGUUUGUGUGUUUUUACUUUGAGGCCAAUGGAAACUGAUGACUGCAUGUUGCCUUAUUAAGCAAUCUGACAUUCACACACAUAGACUACACGUUGCACCACACCUCUACCAACACACACACACAGUACACUUUAUAUAACUCGCAAUCACAAACCACACCAACACAAAUCACCACGUUUAUGUUGGCAUCAAAGCAGACUCGCUGAUUUUAUAAACAGUACCAGUGAAAUUAAAAAGGUUUUGUUGAAAUCCA